UAUAAUGGUUUCAUAGUCCAAGCUUAGGGAUCUACAAUUCAAAAACAGAAUACACUACGCAUAAAUACAUACAUAAAAUCAACAUGAUUUCUGAAACAGAAGAAAAAAUUUAUCAACUGAAGUCACUCUCAGCUCUUUCACAAAGUGUAGUCCGAAAAUAUAUUAAAAAGGAAUAUUUGCCGCUUUAUGAUGGCAAUCUUCAAACAGUUCUCAAUCAGUACAAACACGACUUAUUUCAUCUUUGUUACAAUGUGACUCCUUGCUGUGAAUGUCCUCAAGAAAGACCACAGUUACAUCGAGAUCGCCAAAUACAUUAUGAGCAAUUCAAGAAACUUUAUAAAGGCGACGGAAUAAGCAAACAUGAAAUCGUCGAAACAACACAGAGAGGUACGACGUUUGUUAGUAGGCAUUGUCUGUGCAAAUUUAAAGCAAGUGCAUCGCUAGAUCUGUUAGAUUUACCACUCAUGUUUAUUUUACUUGAACAUUGCUUUGAGUUGAAAAACGAUAUUCAUGUGAAUAAUUGGAUAGCAACGUUAAGACAAGUCCGAAACUUUGUAAGCCAUAUUGGUAGCUUUAAUGCUUAUGAUGUGUCAGAAUUUGAUACAAAAAUUAAAGAUAUUGAAUAUGCAAUGAUCAAGUUAGCAAAUCUGGUAUCAUCAACUGAGGGUGAAUACAAGAUGACUGUGAAAACAAAAAUCGGAGAAAUCAAGGUCCAUCGAACAGAAGUAACUUAUAUUCCACAAGAGAUAGAAAGGAAUCAAAAUGUGAAAAUCAACAUGAUUUCUGAAACAGAAGAAAAAAUUUAUCAACUGAAGUCACUCUCAGCUCUUUCACAAAGUGUAGUCCGAAAAUAUAUUAAAAAGGAAUAUUUGCCGCUUUAUGAUGGCAAUCUUCAAACAGUUCUCAAUCAGUACAAACACGACUUAUUUCAUCUUUGUUACAAUGUGACUCCUUGCUGUGAAUGUCCUCAAGAAAGACCACAGUUACAUCGAGAUCGCCAAAUACAUUAUGAGCAAUUCAAGAAACUUUAUAAAGGCGAUGGAAUAAGCAAACAUGAAAUCGUCGAAACAACACAGAGAGGUACGACGUUUGUUAGUAGGCAUUGUCUGUGCAAAUUUAAAGCAAAUGCAUCGCUAGAUCUGUUAGAUUUACCACUCAUGAUUAUUUUACUUGAACAUUGCUUUGAGUUGAAAAACGAUAUUCAUGUGAAUAAUUGGAUAGCAACGUUAAGACAAGUCCGAAACUUUGUAAGCCAUAUUGGUAGCUUUAAUGCUUAUGAUGUGUCAGAAAUUGAUACAAAAAUUAAAGAUAUUGAAUAUGCAAUGAUCAAGUUAGCAAAUCUGGUAUCAUCAACUGCGGGUGAAUACAAGAUGACUGUGAAAAGAAAAAUCGGAGAAAUCAAGGUCCAUCGAACAGAAGUAACUUAUAUUCCACAAGAAAUAGAAAGGAAUCAAAAUGUGGUAAGAUAUGUGAUUUUAAUAUGCAGUAAAAUAAUAAUAAAUUAUUGCUACAUUUGGUGUUCGUCAAUCAGGCAGCAAAAGUUUCUUGUUUUGUCAGUUCUUAUAUUUGUUUAUGAGUCGGCCUUAAUUGUGAAUAUUUUAAACUAAGUUCAUAAGUGAUACGUGUUACCGUCCUAAUAAACUGAAAACAAAGAAAACAUUUCCUAAGAGUGUGUUUUCACAGUUGCAGAAAAUCACUUUUCAACCAUGAAUGGGGAUAAUUACUGUCAAAAAUAGCAGAUUCAUAAUUGAUAACAUGAAGUAAUUUUGUGUAAUCGUUUAAUAACCAAUUACAAACAGGAUUUUUGUGUAAUCGUUUUCAUAAUCGAUUACUCUGUUUUUUGUAUGUAAUCGAUUACUUAAUCAAAAUUAAUAAUAUUACUUUUCAAUUAUUGUCAAUUAUAUGCUUCAAAAAGCAAAGAUGAUGACACAAAUUUGGAAAUAUGGAUUCAAUAAGAGAAAGUGGCGAUAAAGCUGUUGCAAUGACAUGGACCAAUGCAUCCAGAGGCGCUUCCAAAAAAAUGUCACCAGGUUUACGUGACACUACCUUGAGGUUGACAAAAAUGGUGUGCCAUAUAGAGUACAUUUAAAAAUGAUUAAAUUUAACAAUUAGUCUAUCAUCGAUAAUAAACAAUACAACAGUUUUACCUUCAAGCCGAAAUACAUGUACCUUGACAUUUGAAUGAGCAGAUUGUUUUUUUGUUCAAUCAUUAAUGAAAGUGAAAUAGUGAAAUAAUAGUUCGCUUUAAGCAGCAAGUUUGCUUCAAUUAUGUCAAAAUAAGCUAAGAAAUAACGCUGCAAGUGCAUAAUUCGACCUCAUUGAACCGUAUUCAUGUGACCCUCAAUUCAACCCCUUAGCUAGAGAUGAGUUGCGCAUAAAUUAGGUGUGUUCAGCUAUCAAAAAGAAAAGAGUGUCAACAUUGAAAGUGAAAUAAGGGUAAACCAUUUGGUUGACUGAUUCGAUCCACAAGAACUCAUUCUUAUAUAUACAUGUAAAAACGAUGAUUAAUAUAUAUAUAUAUAUAUUUAACCUAUAAUAUGAAAUCAAACAGACUUGAAAAAUCCAAUUGCACGUGUUCUUUUUCUAUUUAUAUCUAUAUUUAUGUUUGUGUCGGGUUAUAUGACCGUUGGCAGUCUUCGGAGGUCAAUUCGAUGGUUAAUUAGAUGGCGUCUAGACUAAAAUACACACGAAAUGUUGAUACAUAUCAUCGAGUCCAUGCAUCGUAAAUUGUUUAUUUAAGACUUUUUUUAUAAUUUGGAUUUACGUUUUAUUCAUGAUGUUAUAAAUCAAAUUUGAGUCAAAUCUUUCAACAUGAAUUUGACAGAUAAUGCCCUUUAAAAAAAGUAUUUUAUCAAAUCAAUAUGUCUUUGCUCAUUUAAAUUUUAUCUAUUACAGUACAAUAACACUUUCAGAUCGUCAACAAAAGGUAGUUUCAGACGGCUUAUCAUCAACUCUUAAAGGUAUACAUGCAGGAGUCCCCCAGGGAUCAGUUUUGGGACCCUUUCUGUUUCUCAUUUAUAUAAAUGAUAUAGUAAAUGACAUUGUUAAUGAUAUUAGACUUUUUGCAGAUGACACCUCUUUAUUUGUUAUAGAAGAUGUUGAUCAUGAUGUAGCAGCUGCUUCUUUGACUGAUGACUUAGAUGUUAUCUCAAAUUGGACAAAAUCAUGGGCUGUUCAAUUUAAUUCAAAGAAAACUAAAAAUAUUGUAUUUACUAGAGGGGAAAGGGAGCAUCCACCUGUAUAUUUUGGGAUAAAUGGCGAAGAGGUUGAGAAAAUAAAUAUUCACUGUCAUCUUGGGAUAACAUUUUAGUCAUCAGCUUCAUGGAACACACACAUUGAUAUUAUUUAUAAAAAAGCAUGCUCUCGUCUAUCUGUGCUUCGUCAAGUUAAACAUUUAAUAGAUAGGAGUUCAAUUAUACGUAUUUAUUAUGCUUUUAUUAGACCUAUAUUAGAGUAUGGUGAUGUUGUUUGGGGCAAUUGCUCCCAGCACGAGUCUGAGCUUCUAGAAAGUACUCAAAUAGAAGCUGCUAGAAUUAUUACAGGACUACGGCGUAAUUCCUCCAGACAAAAACUUUAUAUUGAAUUAGGAUUAGAAACUUUGGAGAAUAGACAAAAUAAACAUAAGCUUAUACUAUUCUAUAAAAUAUUAAAUGGGAUGACACCUGCAUACUUAUAUGAGUUAGUCCAGCCAUAUCUUCCCAGACAAACCACUUAUACUUUGAGGAAUGAAAAUAACACUUUUCACCCGUCUCUUGCUAGAACUAGCUCUUGUUUUAAUAGUUUCAUUCCUUCCACUAUAAGACUUUGGAAUAGUCUUCCUCUGAGUUUACAAAAAUCCCCAAGUUUGUGUAUAUUUAGAAGUGGACUGGACAAGUUUUCUAGGACUGAUGAAAUACUUAAACCUUUCAACUAUGGGAUAAGGAGACUUAAUAUAAGUCAUUGUCAACUCAGAAAUAAUGCCAGCAACCUAAAAUCACAUUUGUGUUAUCAGUUCUUAUCAGAGAACACUUUUUGUGCAAACUAUAAUGACCCUGUUGAGGAUAACCAACAUUUCUUUUUUAUUUGCCCUAAGUACAAUGAUGUAAGACAGAUCCUACUUGAUUCCAUUUACUCCAUUGUUGAUAAUGUUGACAUAAUAUUAAAUUAUUACUUUUUGGAAACAGAUUAUUACACUUAAGACAGAUCCUACUUGAUUCCAUUUACUCCAUUGUUGAUAAUGUUGACAUAAAUAUUAAAUUAUUACUUUUUGGAAACAGAUUAUUUUCAUAUGAUAUGAAUAUUGCUAUUUUUAAUUCUAUUCAGAAAUAUAUCAGUGACACUCAACGUUUUGUUUGAAAUUUUCUUAAUUUUUGUUUUAUUUAAUGUUAUUUUUUUUUCUCCACUUCAACAUUAAUUAAUUCCACUAAGCUAGCUUAGUGUCUCUUCCAAACCAUAUAUAUAUAUAUAUAUAUAUAUAUAUAUAUAUUUCUAAUGACAUAUAAAGGGUAUUUACAUGUUUCAAGGUACAUGAAUAAAUGAUGAGUAGUUGCCUAUAUACUUAAAUAUACUUUACAUUUAGUAUUUAAC
Molecule: messenger RNA, 4566 nt
Organism: Mytilus californianus (California mussel)
Lineage: Eukaryota; Metazoa; Mollusca; Bivalvia; Mytilida; Mytilidae
Exons: 3
Coding region: 84-1607 (507 amino acids)
Source: RefSeq, a predicted model, not a curated record